Messenger RNA from Hemicordylus capensis (graceful crag lizard), 7199 nucleotides. It is a transcript of the gene PIK3C2B, whose product is annotated as phosphatidylinositol-4-phosphate 3-kinase catalytic subunit type 2 beta. The coding region runs from base 356 to 5251 and encodes 1631 amino acids. The transcript has 33 exons. NCBI's taxonomy places the organism in Eukaryota, Metazoa, Chordata, Lepidosauria, Squamata, Cordylidae. The record is from RefSeq and is a predicted model, not a curated record. Gene Ontology annotation, cellular component: plasma membrane; cytoplasm; phosphatidylinositol 3-kinase complex. Gene Ontology annotation, molecular function: 1-phosphatidylinositol-4-phosphate 3-kinase activity; 1-phosphatidylinositol-3-kinase activity; phosphatidylinositol binding. Gene Ontology annotation, biological process: phosphatidylinositol 3-kinase/protein kinase B signal transduction; cell migration; phosphatidylinositol-3-phosphate biosynthetic process.
CCCCUCUCAGUCUCGCUCGAUUUGCUCUGUUGGGAUUUUGCAGCUCGGCGGCUUCAUUCACCAGCUCCCUUCCGAGAGACCCACUCCUGGAUCUGCGGCGUGGAUUUUAAUGCACGAGGAUGAGCAGAUCACCCCGAGGAGGAGCUCUCCUGGAAUGAUCGCAGGAGGAGGCGGAGAGGGGAAAGGCAGUGUGGAAGAAGGACGCGCAGGCGAAAUAAGAUCGCCGGGAAGCUGCCGCAGCAGACCAGGAAAUUGCUGGCAAACACCAGAUGGCCAGUGGCGCAGCAUGCCUUUGUUCCUAACCCCUGAACCGAGCAUCAAAUAGUCACUAGUUUCAGUGUUGGUUUCCCAAGAGAUGUCUGCAACCAGAGGCAAUGGAGAGCAGUGGAAGUCCUUGGAGUCCGUGGGAAUCAGCCGUAAGGAGCUGGCUCUUGCAGAAGCCCUGCAGAUGGAGUAUGAUGCCCUGUCCCGCCUGAGGCAGGACAAAGAGGAGAGCCAAGCCAAGCAAAAUGCUGACCAACCUCUCAUUUCCUGGGAUGAUCCCAUUCUGGAUUACAACAAACCUACUGUCAGGAAUGACUGCCGCAAUAUCAAGGUCAUGAGAGGCCUUUCUGGUUCAGACCCCACCCUCAAUUACAAUGCACUCUCUGGCCAGGAGGUUUCAAGAGCUUUUGGAACCAACAAUACUACCUCAUCUAGCAUGCUUUCUGAGCCAGAGAACCAGCCUUGGUGUAAGGGACCUCUCUCCAGUGACUAUUUGUACAUCUUUGACAGCACAGGGGGUGAUUUCCUCACUGAGCCUCUUAAUGGCACAAGUCGCCACAACAGCGGUGGCAGCAGCUCCCCCAAGAAGCUUUCUCCUCCACCAUUGCCUCCUCGCAUUGCCAUCUGGAACUCCCCUGAAGUGAAUCAAGCCUCCCUCAAAGGGUCCCAACCCAAUGAUAUCAACAUGUUCUCUUCAGCCCAGGAGAGGACUGAUGGAAAACUGCUAGGCCGUAGAAUCUCAGAAGAGGACCCGUAUACCACAGUGGACUAUGAUGGUAUCAACGAUGCUAUCACACGGCUGAACCUGAAGUCAACUUAUGACACUGAUCUUCUGAGGGAAGCUGCCUGGAGCUGGAAGGAAGGCAGAAGUAUAUUUGAGAAAGAAAGCAGUGGAAAGCCAGUUGCUCGCAGCAAAACUAUGCCUCCCCAGGUCCCGCCCAGGACCUACGUCUCCAGGUCUGAUGGUCGGAAGAAUGUUGCACCCAACAAGAACAGAAGGAUCUCAGCAGAUCCGGCUACUUCUCACCAUCGUCCUGUGGCCAAUGGCUAUGAGCUGUUUGAGGUCUCAGAGGAGAAGGACGAAGAGGUUGCUGCUUUCUGCCAUAUGCUGGACAUAUUGAGAUCUGGCUAUAGUACCAAGGACUAUUCCCUUACUGGUUAUGUCUGGAGCGCUGUCAACCUCAGCCCUGAACACCUUGGCCAUGGGAUCAGCUUGAAAGUGACCGUGGUUUAUGACAGCCUGCAGGAGCCUCUCACUUUCACCUGUGACUGCUCCUCUACAGUGGACUUGCUCAUCUAUCAAACAUUAUGCUACACUCACGAUGAAUUGCAUGACAUCGAUGUGGAUGACUUUGUGCUUAAACUGUGUGGCCUGGAAGAAUUCCUGCAAAACAAACACCCACUGGGAAGCCAUGAAUACAUCCAGCACUGCAGGAAGUUUGACAUUGACAUCCGGCUGCAGCUGAUGAAGAGGAAGGCUGUGCGCAGCGACUUGGCUAGGACAGUAAAUGAUGACCAGAGUCCUUCUACACUCAACCACUAUGUUCACCUUCAAGAGAGGCCAAUAAAGCAGACCAUCACUAGGCAGGCCCUGAGCCUUCUCUUUGAUACCUUCCACAAUGAGGUUGAUGCGUUCGUAGCAGCUGAGGAAGACUUCCAGCUGAAGGCGGAGCGGGUGAUCCAGUCUGUCAUGGCUAUCUGCAAUGCUUUGGCUGCUGUGGAGUCCCAGGAGAUCACGGGAGCCCUGAAUCAGUUGCCACCCUGUCCAUCUCGCAUGCAGCCCAAAAUCCAGAAAGAUCCAAGUGUUCUGGCCAUGAGGGAAAACAGAGAGAAAGUUGUGGAGGCUUUGACAGCCUCCAUCUUGGAUCUGGUGGAGCUCUACUGCAACACGUUCAAUGCAGACUUCCAGACGGUGAUCCAUGGCAACAGGAAGCACUAUCUUUCACAAGAGGCCCGACUCCUCACCUGCCCCCUCUCCUUCACAGUCUAUGCCACUCAUCGCAUACCCAUCACCUGGGCUGCAAGCUAUGAAGACUUCUACCUCUCCUGCUCCCUCAGCCAUGGCGGCAAGGAGCUCUGCAGCCCCCUACAAACGAGAAAAGCUCACGUGUACAAGUACCUCUUCCAUCUCAUCAUCUGGGACCAGCAGAUCUGCUUCCCAUAUCAAGUGAACCGUCUACCACGAGAGACACUCUUGACAGCCACACUCUAUGCCAUUCCCGUUCCUCCUCCUGGGAGCUCUUCAGAGACAAACAAGCAGCGCCGGGUACCCGAAGCCUUGGGCUGGGUCACCACCCCACUCUUCAGCUUCAACAAAGUCCUGACCUGUGGCCGGAAACUCCUGGGCUUGUGGCCAGCAACUCAAGACCCUUCCAGUGCCAGGUCAAGUGCUCCCAACUUCAACCAACCUGACAGUGUUAUUCUGCAGAUUGACUUCCCCAGCUCAGCAUUUGAAGUCAAGUUUACCAGCCCGCCAGCAGCAGAGUUCAGUCCUAAGUACAAAUUCAGCAGCCUCUUUGAGGGAGACCAGCGGAAGCUGAAGGAGGUGAUGCAGAAGGAAUCACUCUACUGGCUGACAGAUGCUGACCGGAAGCGCCUAUGGGAGAAGCGUUAUUAUUGCCAUUCUGAGCCAGGCUCAUUGCCUCUGCUGCUUGCUAGUGCCCCAAGCUGGGAAUGGGCUUGCUUGCCUGACAUCUAUGCCCUGCUGAAGCAAUGGACACACAUGAAUCACCAGGAUGCCCUUGGGCUGCUACAUGCCACGUUCCCAGAUCAGGAGGUGAGGAGAACAGCUGUGCAAUGGAUUGAUUCCAUAUCUGAUGCUGAACUGCUGGACUAUCUGCCUCAGUUGGUACAGGCCCUCAAAUACGAAUGCUACCUUGACAGCCCCCUCGUGCGGUUUCUCAUGAAGCGAGCCAUCUGUGACCUGAGGAUCACCCACUAUUUCUUCUGGCUGCUGAAGGAUGGUCUUAAGGAUUCUCAGUUCAGCAUCCGUUACCAGUACCUACUGGCAGCUCUGCUGUGCUGUUGUGGGAAAGGUCUGCGAGAGGAGUUUGACCGCCAGUGCUGGCUUGUUAACACUCUCGCUAAGCUGGCUCAGCAGGUCCGUGAGGCUGCUCCAUCAUCCCGACAGGCCAUCCUUCGUGAGGGGCUAGAGGACGUAAAGCAGUUCUUCAAUGUCAAUGGCUCCUGCCGCCUGCCACUUAGCCCCAGCCUGCUGGUGAAAGGGAUUGUGCCCAGGGAUUGUUCCUAUUUCAACUCAAAUGCUGUCCCUCUGAAGCUCUCCUUCCAGAACGUAGACCCUCUUGGGGAGAAUAUCCGUGUCAUUUUUAAGUGUGGAGAUGAUCUCCGGCAGGACAUGCUAACCUUACAGAUGAUCCGCAUAAUGAACAAGAUCUGGGUGCAGGAAGAUUUGGACAUGCGCAUGGUCAUAUUCCGCUGUUUUUCCACAGGCCGCGGUCGGGGGAUGGUGGAGAUGAUCCCCAAUGCGGAAACACUGCGAAAGAUCCAGGUGGAGCAUGGGGUAACAGGUUCAUUCAAGGACCGUCCCCUUGCAGACUGGCUGCAGAAGCACAAUCCCAAGGAGGAUGAAUAUGAGAAGGCAGUGGAGAACUUCAUCUACUCAUGUGCUGGCUGCUGUGUAGCCACUUACGUGCUGGGAAUUUGUGACCGGCACAAUGACAACAUCAUGCUCAAGACGACUGGCCAUAUGUUCCACAUCGACUUUGGCAGAUUUUUGGGCCAUGCUCAGAUGUUUGGCAACAUCAAGAGGGACCGAGCUCCAUUUGUCUUCACAUCAGACAUGGCUUAUGUCAUCAAUGGCGGCGACAAGCCCUCCAGUCGUUUCCAUGACUUUGUUGAUCUCUGCUGCCAAGCCUACAACUUGAUUCGCAAGCAUACCCAUCUCUUCCUCAAUCUGCUGGGCCUGAUGCUGUCCUGUGGAAUCCCUGAGCUCUCUGACCUUGAGGAUCUAAAGUACGUCUAUGAUGCUCUGAGACCACAGGAUUCCGAGUCAGAUGCCACCACCUAUUUCACCAGGUUGAUAGAGUCGAGCCUGGGCAGUGUAGCCACAAAGCUCAACUUCUUCAUUCACAAUCUGGCACAGAUGAAGUUCACAGCUUCAGAUUCCCGGCCAACCCUCUCCUUUGCCCCUCGUGUGCACACCAUCAAGACGUCCAGCCGGAUCCUUGACGUCUUCCUCUGCCGCCAUGAAAAAGUUUUCAAUCCCAGCAAGGGCUACAUAUACAUUGUGAAGGUGAAGCGAGAGAACCCUUCAGAGCUCACCUACAUCCAGCGCACCUUUGAGGAGUUUCAAGAACUACACAACAAACUACGCCUCAUUUACCCCUCCUCACUUUUACCCAGUUUUCCUAGCAGAUUUGUGAUUGGACGGUCACGGGGAGAGGCAGUGGCUGAGAGGAGGAAAGAGGAACUAAAUGGCUACAUCUGGCAUCUGAUCCAUGCAACCCCAGAGGUGGCUGAGUGUGACUUGGUAUAUACAUUUUUCCAUGUCCUUCCAAGGGAUGAAGUUGCAGCAGGCACCAAUCCAGCUCCAAGACCUUCAGAUGCAACAUGGUCCCAGCCUUUUGGAAAAGUGGGUGGGGAGGUGAAGCUUUCAAUCUCCUACAAGAACAAUAAGCUCUUUAUCAUGGUGAUGCACAUCCGAGGUCUGCAGCCUCUCCAGGAUGGCAGUGACCCUGACCCUUAUGUGAAGAUUUACCUUUUGCCCGAUCCCCAGAAAACUACCAAGAGGAAAACCAAAGUUGCUCGAAAAACCUGCAACCCAACUUACAAUGAAAUGCUUGUCUACGAUGGGAUUCCCAAAGGAGACCUCCACCAACGGGAGCUGCGUCUCAGUGUCCUGAGUGAAGAGGGCUUUUGGGAGAACAUCCUCCUUGGGGAGGUCAUUAUCCGACUACGGGACCUAGAUCUGACACACGAGAAGAUGGGCUGGUUUAAAUUGGGCUCUAGGAGCCACGGGACCAUGUGAAGAGCAAUAAAGCAGCCACAGUAUCUUUGGAUGGAACUACUCUGGCCCCAUGGAAAUCCCUGGAAAUUGGUGCAUGUUCCAGGAGUUGUAUCCUGGUGUAUCUGAAAGGAUUUAGUUUCCUGAAAAUAAGAAGGAUGGAUAUAUUGUUUCUCUGCAAAUGAAGGGUUAAUUUCCUGUGGAGAGUAAGCAUUUUAUGGUUGAGUCACAAUAGGAAAUCCUGUUAUGACUUGAAAUGGCUGCCGUAGACUUAUCUUUUUAUACAUUUACCUUGUGUCAAGGGAGCAACAACUUACAGUGCGGGAGGGGUGAAAUAUUAAGGGUUAUUUUUUCUCCCCUUUGGGAUAUUUUAACUGUUUUAUAAAAAGUAACAAAUAAUUUGAGUCCAGAUGGAAUGGACAUGGGACACUUGCUGAGAAGGAACUUUGCAGCGUGAGGUAUCAUCAGUGAAGUUCUCACCAGACUUUCUCAAAGGAGUGUUUUAAUUUUUUUUUUUAAAGGAAUGUGUGCAGAAGAACUAGGGGGUUAAGGGGGAAGAUACCUGGGAUGGGUAUGAAUGGUAGAUUAAAUCCUUAUCUCUGGGAUAGGAGCUAGUGUGCUCCAACUCAAGCCAUCUUGGAAAAUUUGCUUCCAAAGGAGAGCUGUGUAAUUUGUACAUGUGUAGACCUUACAAUUUCUGAUUUCCUGCUAGGAGGUCUGCUCUCUCGGACUAAUAUCUGGACUUGUCUGGGGAGGCAGAAAACAACCAUGUUCCUCUUGAUUCCAAACAUUCACCAACAAAGGCCUUGACCAUAGCAAGUGUUUGGGAGCUGUCUGUUAUUUCCACCUUCCUUGCUUGCUGAUCUGAAUUGCCUCUUACAUUUGUCUUGUCUUGGCUAAUCUGAAGAGCUGUAUCUGUUUGGGAUGACUUGUGCUAAGUUUUGGAAGAGAUAAAUUGGCAUGGACACAAGUAGGAGGCACUGACUGAUCUCAUUCCUUCUCGACUUCAGGGAACUGUUUUUUUGGAAAGAAUUUUCCAACCCUCCUUGUAGCAGUCAGUCUCUCAUGUAUGGUCAUUUCUUUCCAGGUUACCUAACUCCCAUUGCCUGAAGUGCAGAUUACAUUAGCUAAUCUUAAAACCUUUAUAGAUUAACUCUUUUAGUGUCACCACAGGCUCUUCUUCCAAGAUGGUGGGUAGGAGACAGUGGGUCAAGACAAACUUGCUGGGUAAUUGGUAAAAAAAGUAGCCUAGCAUUUGUCACUAAGCACCAAUGAGUUCUUGAAGCCUUUGUACGUACACACGCGCACACACAUACACUGAUUUGCAAGAACUCCUAUAGAACAAGUGGCCAUGAGCCAUUUCUUUGUAGCCCUUUCUUUCGGAAGUUUCCCAGUAUAAAAUGAAGGUGGGUGUAAAUUUACCAACUUUUUGUACCUUUUUCUCUUUACAGUUAUAGAAAGAUCAGUUUUAAAUAAUGUCCUGUUUGGAGAUUGCUGUUUGCUGCCUCAGAUUAAAGCAACAAAAGAUGGGGCGGGUCAUUCCACAUCCCAAACAGGCGCCUUGCUAUUUGCCUUUCCUCUUCUAGUCCUUGUUGAGCUGUUUGUUUACAGUGUUUGUUUACCCACCUUUGCUCCCUAACAGAUGGAAUGUUUCUGAGGAUCGAGAAUAUGAACUAAAAUAUUGCACUUGACAGGCAAUUAGUGUGGAAAUCAGCUGAAUCUGGCAGAGGGAGAACUAAAUUUCCCUUUCCCUAGACUCAAACUUGUCUGAAAGUAGCAUCUUAUUGAAUCUCUGCAGUGCUGCAGGUGGAUUUCAGAGAGGCACAGCAUAUGAGAACCGUUCUUUGGUUCUGUCAUCCAUUCUGUAGGAACGGAGGUAGAGCUGGCACUUAAAGAUACCUGUAUCUUUCUCAGUUGUAAAAUGGUGGCAUUAAGUAAAAAAUAAAUAAAAUGGAAUGGAAUUCUGUGGAAA